Molecule: messenger RNA, 1656 nt
Organism: Cutaneotrichosporon cavernicola
Lineage: Eukaryota; Fungi; Basidiomycota; Tremellomycetes; Trichosporonales; Trichosporonaceae
Exons: 4
Coding region: 1-1656 (551 amino acids)
Molecular function (GO): monooxygenase activity; heme binding; iron ion binding
Source: RefSeq, a predicted model, not a curated record
AUGUCGACCCUCCUAUCCCAACCACUGCCUAUCACCCUCACCCCCCUGAUGGUGGGGUACGCGGCCGUGGCCAUGCUGGUCCUCGGCCCCAUCGCCCUCUACCUGUACCUGUACCCGUAUACGGCGUUUACGCUUCCGUUCAAGAACCUGCGUGGGCCGGACCCGGCGUCGGGCUUCUUCGGCUCGUUGUUCACGGUGGGAUCGAAACCGAUUGGGCGGCGAUACAUGUCUCUCACAAAGGAAUAUGACGCAUCGACUGUUCGGUUCAGGGGGUUGAUUGGGCGGUGGAGGAUUGCGUCGACGGACAUUACGGCCAUCUCACAUGUGUUGAGGCAUACGGGACAGUGGCAUCGCAAUGAGGGGUUCAAUGGCCUUAUUGCAAGGGUGACGGGGUUCAAUGUCCUCUGUGUUGAGGAUGAGGCGCAUCGCCGUCAACGAAGGAUUCUCAAUUCGGCUUUCAAUGGCACAAGCGUUAAUGCCAUGAUGCCCAUGUUCUGGGAGGAGGCUUAUGACCUCAAGGCCAACGUCAACAAGAUGCUCAAGGGCGACGGCGACGACACCGAGAUCGACAUGCUCCAGGUAUACAUCCGCACUGCGAUGGACAUUAUCGGGCGCGCGGGCUUCAACUAUUACUUUGAGAAACACAAGGGCAAGGACGGCGAGAACCCGCUCUCCAAGGCGUUCAACGACAUGAUCAAUGGCAUGUUUGAGAACAAGCGUCUUGUGAUUGUACAGAGCAUCUUCCCACAGGCGCUUGAUAUGCCCACGGCCAAUGCGAAGCGCGUCGCCAAGUCCCGCGCCGUGCUGGACGGCAUCGCACGCGACAUUGUCAACUCGCGCCGUGCCGAGAUUGCGCGCGACAAGAUUUCGCUCGACAAGGACUCGUAUGAGGGCAAGGACGUGAUUUCGCUCUGCCUGCGCGCCAACAUGAGCGCCAGCGAACGUGAUAGAAUGACCGAGGCCGAGAUCGAGGGACAGAUUGGCGCGCUUAUGCUUGCUGGAAACGAAACUAGCGCAACGGCUCUUAGUUGGGCUACACUGCACCUUGUCCAGAACCCCGACAUCCAGGCCAAGUUGCGUGAAGAAGUCAUGAGUGUCCCAGACGACGAGCCGAGUCUCGAAACCCUCAACUCACUUCCUUACCUUGACCGAUGUGUCCGCGAGGUUCUCCGCCUCGACCCCCCUCUCCCGCAAGUAGUCCGUACGGCUGCGGUCGACUGUGUUGUUCCUCUCGGCAAACCCGUCCUUGGUCGUGACGGCAAGCUCAUGUCGGAAAUCCACGUGUCCAAGGGAACAGACUUUAUCGUUCCGAUCAACGACAUGAACCGUGACCCCCGGAUCUGGGGCGACGACGCCGACACCUUCAACCCGGACCGAUACGAUGACGCUUCCAUCCCGCGCACCCAACUUCCGAGCGUGUGGGGUGGUCUUCUGAGCUUUAUUGGUGGCCCGCACCACUGCCUUGGGUUCAGGUUUGCUUUGCUUGAGAUCAAGGCCGUGUUGUUUGUGGUAGUGCGAAACUUUGAGUUUGCGCCGUCGGGAGAAAAGGAGUUUGCACGCUUCUCACCCAGUAUCAUCCAACGUCCAGUUGUGGUGGGACAGGAGAGGAAGGGCAUGCAGUUGCCCGUGAUGGUGCGCGCGCUCUCCGCCGAGUAG